Megalops cyprinoides (Indo-Pacific tarpon) is the source of this 6635-nucleotide messenger RNA. Its product is annotated as tyrosine-protein kinase receptor UFO-like. Gene Ontology annotation, biological process: cell surface receptor protein tyrosine kinase signaling pathway; positive regulation of kinase activity; phagocytosis. The transcript is spliced from 20 exons. Lineage: Eukaryota; Metazoa; Chordata; Actinopteri; Elopiformes; Megalopidae. Gene Ontology annotation, cellular component: signaling receptor complex. The record is from RefSeq and is a predicted model, not a curated record. Bases 150 to 2903 code for a protein of 917 amino acids. Gene Ontology annotation, molecular function: protein binding; ATP binding; transmembrane receptor protein tyrosine kinase activity.
UUUUUAGUUUUUUCGUGGAACUAGCAGAGGCAACCAGACGCGAUGCGGUGAUCCUGAGUAUUACUGUUUCCAACGCACCAAGUUUAGAGGAGACCACGGAACGAGCGCGGAAUUCUAAUCAACCUUGGACAUCAUCGCAGGGGGAGAGGAUGAGUUUUGGUUCCGCUGGAACGCUGUUGUUGACGGUGCUUAUACCGGCGUUGUACACGCAAGGAACUGCCGGCACUUCACUUGAGAUGCAGUUCGUCCAGAGCCCGGAUAAUGUGACCUCAUCUCUGGGCAAGCCGGUGGAGCUGCAGUGCGUGUUGCGGGGGGACGGGGGCGAGGGCGAGCCCCCUGACGUGGUCUGGCAGAGGGACGGCCAGCCCCUGGAGUACGCCGACACCAACCAGAUGCAGGUCCCCGUCAGUGAGAACAGCUGGCUGAGCACCAGCGAGCUCAGGAUUGAGGAGGUCCAGCUGUCAGACAUGGGGGGCUACCGCUGUGUGGUGAUGUUGGAGGGACAGGAGAUCUCAUCGCUGGAGGGGCACAUUCAGCUGGAAGGUCUCCCUCACUUCUCUGUGGAACCCUUCGACAUGACAGUGGAGGCCAACACUACCCUGAGUCUGCACUGUGUGGCCCACGGGCCACCAGAACCGGUGGAGGUCAUCUGGCUGCAGGAUGGAGUUCCGCUGAACACCCUGAAGGACCCGGUUGCUCUGUCACCAUCUACACUGAACAUCACAGGGCUCAACAAGACCAGCACAUUCUCCUGCGAGGCCCAGAACCGCAAAGGCGUGGCCACCUCGGCAGCGGGCACUGUGACAGUCAUCCCAUCUCCGCCUCAGAAACUGCAGGCUGUUGAAGCCACCAAUUCCAGCCUGCGUAUCAGCUGGCGGCCCGGUUUCGGAGGAGCGUACCCCAUCACGGUGUGCUCCAUUCAGGCUGUGCCUUCCGAUAUGGACCUCAGCACAGUCCCUGAUCACCUUAUCUACAACCAGAACAUCAACGUGCCACCUGCUAGCCACCUCAUCUCGGACCUGGAGCCCUUCAGCUACUACAGUGUGAGAGUAGCCUGUCGUAGCAGCCAGGGUGCCUCCUCCUGGACGCCCUGGGUGACACUACAGACCGCUGAAGGAGUGCCUGAUGCCCCACCUGUGAACGUGAGCGCGGUGUUGAAUGGGACAGAGGUGUUGGUGAGCUGGGCGCAACCACCAGGCAGACUGAAUGGACAUCUGUUGGGGUACACUUUGGAGUAUAGUGCCCCCAACAUGGGUCAAACUGUGUUGGACUCUGGGCUCGACACGGAUCUGGCAAUAAAUUUGUCCGUCCCCCUGUCCAACGUGUCCUUCCGGGUGUGUGCCUACACAGGGGCAGGACCCGGGCCUUGGAGCCCUGUCCAGACUCUGACCCUCAUACAGCCAGCCAUGGGAGAGCUACAUUCUAGAGGUCCGUCCUCACAGCGAGCCUUCUCCUGGCACUGGUGGUACAUCGUCAUGGCGAUGUCCGUCGCCGUGGCGCUGGCAGUGUUGGUUGCAGUGUAUGCAGCUCGACUGCGUCGUAAAGAGACUCGAUUUGGGGAGGCAUUUGAACCGAUGAUGGAGAGUGGGGAACUGGUAGUGAGGUACCGCGCACGGCGAACCUACAGCCGCCGGACCAACGAGGCCACAUUGAACAGUCUCGGGAUCAGUGACGAGCUGAAACAGAAGCUGCAGGAUGUGAUGGUCGACAGACAUAAACUGACGCUGGGAAAGACCCUGGGCGAGGGGGAGUUUGGUUCUGUGAUGGAGGGCCUGCUGACCCACGAUGAGUCCCAGAGCGUGCUCAAAGUGGCCGUGAAGACCAUGAAGAUUGCUAUCUGCACACGCACUGAGAUGGAGGACUUCUUGCGAGAAGCAGCCUGCAUGAAGGAGUUUGAUCACUCCAAUGUCAUGAGGCUCUUGGGUGUGUGUCUGCAGACGGUAGAGAGUGAAGGCUACCCAUCUCCUGUGGUUAUCCUGCCAUACAUGAAGCAUGGAGACCUGCACAGCUACCUGCUCUACUCCCGCCUAGGCGACUGCCCUGUGUACCUUCCCUCUCAGAUGCUGGUGAAGUUCAUGACUGACAUUGCGCGGGGUAUGGAGUAUCUGAGCAGCAAGAACUUCAUCCACAGAGACUUGGCAGCCCGAAACUGCAUGCUGAAUGAGAACAUGACUGUGUGCGUGGCUGACUUCGGCCUAUCAAAGAAGAUAUACAAUGGAGACUACUACCGACAGGGCCGUAUCUCCAAGAUGCCUGUGAAGUGGAUUGCCAUUGAGAGUCUGGCUGACAGAGUCUACACAACCAAGAGUGAUGUGUGGUCGUUUGGGGUGACAAUGUGGGAGAUUGCCACCAGGGGGCAGACACCCUACCCUGGAGUGGAGAACAGCGAGAUCUACGACUACCUUCGACAGGGGAACCGCCUCAAACAGCCCCCUGACUGCCUGGAUAGCAUCUAUAACCUCAUGUUCUCCUGCUGGCUUCUGAGCCCCAAAGACCGGCCAGGGUUCGAGACCCUGCGCUGCGAGCUGGAGAAGGCCUUGGAGGAGCUACCCGAUCCCCAGGAGGCCGACGAGAUCCUCUACGUUAACAUGGAGGAGUCGGUACCCGAGCCAGGGGCCGUGGGGGGCCGGGAGCCGCUGGGGGCCCCUCCCCCGUUCUGCCUGAAGGGCAUGGACACUGUGACCACCGUGGAGGUGCACCCCCCAGGGCGCUACGUCCUCUGCCCCCAGCACGAGACCCAGCGCUUUCUCAACGACUCACUGGAGAGCCUCCACCUGACCGCCUCCUCUUCCACGCCCACCCUGCUCCUUCAGCCCUCCUCUUGCUCCACCCCCAUCCCUGCCGUCCUGGGCGAGGGGCUGGAAGACAGGGAGGGGUCUGGUAAGAGAGUCCCCUGGCAGUGACGAUGCCCCCCCCCCCCUUCGCGCCCUCAUCGCUGGGUAGAGAUGUGGUCGGGAUGAUGCUGAUUUUGUUCGGAGGUGUACCGUUUCCUGUCAAACGGAGGCAUUCAGUGUCUGUCACGAUGGACUCGACACACACCUGUAUGAGCACAAAAACACUGCCGCACACUCCACAAACACAUGCGUCUGCUCAGACCUGCUCAUCUUCUCCUCAGUUGGAAGUGUAAUAUUAAUACAAGCCCCUGUUGCAAUGGCACUUUCUCCCCCUGCCCUUAAAUAUGGUACUUGUGGGAAGGGAGAUACAUUAAAUUGUAAAUAAAAACAGUGACCAAAACAAAUUUACAAGUACAUUCUACAGGAUUCUACAGCAUUUCAGUUGAAAGGUUUCUUGGGAAACACAAGUAGGUCUAUGAAUUUGGACACUGGCCAGUAUGUAUUCUGAAUCAGGGCUGGAUUAUAGGGGUCCCAAUUCCACUGUGAUUGUUAUUCCUCUUGUCUUGCAGCCAGGCCAGUUUGAACACAGGAAUAAGUAACAAAAGACAGGACCACACAGAUCACCAGCUCAGCAGUAAACUGUAGCAUGUUAAGUCACAGCCAGGAUCCUCUCCAGCAUCCAGAGUGCUAUCCAGAGUACUACUGAAUUCACCACAGCUAGGCCAGUUCAUUCAACUUAACCAGCUUUAAUCAUUGUUUCUUCUUUAAUCAGCAUAAAGCUAUGAUGAACCAGUUCCCCAUGUGAUUUAAACAAACAUGCUGCUUUAAUUCUAGUAAAGCAGUGUAAUGUUGAGGAUGUUUUCACAUUGCUGUCUUUCUCUGGUAUGGUACUAUAGCUUGAUUCCAGAGAAUCUUGGUACAGUUUUUCUUUCAGAGCUGAAAAUCCAAAUGAGCCGUAUGGCCAUGUGAAAUGUAAUGUGAAUUUGUUUUUUGUCAGCAGAACUGUCAGAUUUCGAAGGGCAUCUGAACAUUUACGUUCGUUAGCCCUUAUUAAUUUUGUUCUUCGUCUCUUAUGAAGGCACCGCUCUGAAGUUAUUCAUUCUGAAUUUCUGCGCAUAGCAGCCAGUUCUGCUUCCAUCUGCCUAAAUGGCUAAGGGACAUUCCAUCUCUCCUUCACUCCAUGUUCACCAUGCACGCCUAGUUUUGCCCAUUUUUAACCUCUUUCCUCCAGUCAAACGAACACCUGAGAACAGAGGUCAUUUGGGUCACCCAUCACUGUUUCACAUUACAUAGCAUGAGUUAAGCUGUCCCUCACUCUCCAGUGCAUUUUGAAAAGGGUUAUGCGAAAGCACCCUAAUAUUUACAAAGCCAGCUUGAACUGAAGUUAAAAACUGUCCAUGCAACACAGAAAGUAAAUGAUGAAACAUAAGAAUGUCACUGAGUGGCUCAAGCCUUGUGCAUCAUGGUGGUGUCCUUCCUGAAGACUGUCUCACUUGGGCCAAGUCCUGUCUUUAAAGUGAUCCUUAUUUGUCCCUGUAGCCAGCCCUGUCCUCUGACACUUUAUAAGGACUUCAACAGCUUUUCAGAGAACCACCUUUCCACACAGUGCUGCAUGAGAGAACAAAAAUACAUGUGAAAAAAAUUCUCAGACGACAAAAAAACAUUUACUGCCUUGUAAUCUGACCUCUUCUUGCAAUGAUCAUGUAAUGAUCUGACCUCUUCUUAUACCACUGCUACACGAUGUCCUAUCAGAGCCACCCAGCUCCAAAGUGUGAGACAUCAGAGCAAGAAGAGGACAGACACGGAACUAAAUGAAAGAAGGAAAAAAGGGGGAAAUGAAUGACAGUUAAGGGAAAUAAAUAAGAUGAAGGGAAAAGGAAGUGAAAACAACAUGUAGAAACACAUUGACAAGUGAUUGCCUUAUUAGAUUUGAGGAAAGUUACAGUAUUGUAGGCGAAUGGACGGUGAGAAGCUUGGUAGGCUGGGGAAGAAACAUCCUCAUGCGCUGCUUGGGUCCUCUUCAUAACUCAGGGUUCAGGGAAAGACAGGGUUCAACAGAGACAUCAACAGCACAGCUAUAUUCUACCACAGGAGCUCAUCGAGGUUCACACAUCUCUGAUGGAGCCCCCAUUGGACUGGCUUCACCAGACAUGCAGAGCCAAUGCAUGGUGUUGAAGGGGCGUUUGUAGAACUGGUAAAGGUCACAGGAAAACCUUUGGUACCAAGCAGAGCAGCAACGCAAGCACAGUGUUAUUAUUUGUUGUUUGUCGUGUUUGUUAAUGUGUAUGCCUGAAAUGAUACUUUGCACUAAUAUGAAUAUACGUUCCCUAUGUAAUUACUGUUGUAUUCUGUAUUUUCAUGUACUCUUACCUUUCUGUGCUGUUUGCAUUCUGCGUAUUUAGGUCACAUUUGACAUGGAAUGUUCCAUAAGGGACGUAUUUCCCCCCCGUUUACAAGAUAAAAUGAGUACAUUCCAUUUCAGUUGAGGGGGAAUUACUGUUUGCAUGUUGGUCUAGUGCAACGCUUAUGAAGACAAAAGAGAAGUACGACUCUGCACGGUGGUCAGUAGUUUGUGUAUAGACACAACAUGUUUAAUUAUUAUAAGCGGCAUGCCCUUAAGUGAUGAACCCAAAUGCAAUCAGUUCUUCUUCCUGGUCCUCCCUCAGUUGACAAACCUCUCUCUUUUUCUGAUGGUCCCUGUUGAUUUCCUGGGAAACAAAAUUUUUUUCCCGCUCCAGUAUGUUAUUUGGAGACUAGAUACACAUGUGCAAACUACCUAAUAAUUCAUCUUUUUCAUGACCUUUUUGAUUUUUUGUAACAGAGCUCAAGUUGUAAGCAGCUGGAUAUCCUAUAUAUGCCACUAGAUGUAAUUAUUACACCUGAGUGAAUUGAAGACAGGAAGAGAGAGAGAGAGUGAGGUUUGUCACAUCAGGGCUGUCACCCAGCCUAUGGUCUGAUGGGCAUGUGGCAUUCUGUUUUGUUCUUGCAUUUUGCCUGCUUCUUGCAUAUUUUUCAACCACUUCACCUCCUUAAGGGAUAUCGUGGAUGACCUCCAGGGAGGGUUUUCCAUUCAAAUGUCUGAGCUUUCAGCACAGUCCUGCUUCACAAAUUAACGUGUUGUAGCAUGCCGACACAGCACAGAACAAGUGCAAUCCGACUGCGGUCCCCUUUAAGUAAACCUCAACCCUUAUUUGCAGAGCAUCAUUAUAGUGGUGUCUUUGAUGCUGGCUGACAUACAGACAUAGGGAGCUAAAUGCAGUACCCCUAGGAGGCAACGGAAUUUAGAGCCAGGCAGAUCAGUAUGUACUAGAGGUUGAAGACAGAAAAUUAAUGUAUAAAUUAAAAUACCCCUCUAUACAACAUUGACAAAUUCAUGCAGGUUGUCCUGGAAAGUAAUGCAGUGUAAGGUUACGUUUUAUAAUGUGGUCAUAAUGUGGGUGCUCAUUUUCAGGACCCUUGUAAUUAAAUUCUGUUAAAUUUUGAAUUGUGAUUACACAACUAUUCAGAUACUGGCACAAGUGUACAGUGUUUUAGGUUUCUAGAAAUGUUUUAUGUUAUCAUUACUAAAUAAGGAUUUUUUUUUGUAAAUAAGAUCUGAUAUUCCCUACAGAGCAUACUCAAUAGCACAACCUGCAUCAAAACUUACAAUUUACACAUAUCAAUAGACAUACUAACUGUAUGUACUUUAAAACAUAACAAAGUGCCUUCAGAAAGCCAGUAUUUUUUGUUUGAUUUUUUUAAAAUAAAAUGUAAAUUAAAUGUGUGUUUCAAAUUGGCAAAAUGGUGUUUUACUAUUAUGAG